Chaetomium strumarium is the source of this 1149-nucleotide messenger RNA. RefSeq lists its product as uncharacterized. The transcript is spliced from 5 exons. Lineage: Eukaryota; Fungi; Ascomycota; Sordariomycetes; Sordariales; Chaetomiaceae. The record is from RefSeq and is a predicted model, not a curated record. The coding region runs from base 161 to 946 and encodes 261 amino acids.
CGCAGCGAAACCGCCGUUGCUCUUCCCCGCCCAAAACAAUUUGCCUUUCAGCUGCAACGUGGUGGCCUUGGCCCUUGAUCUCUUUCUCGCGCAAAUCGGUUCGAGACUCCGUCCACAGACCACGACAAGUCUUCUUGAGAUUUUCACAUGUUCGAUUGAUAUGGCUGCUGUCAGCGAGGCGAAAGCAAGGGAAUUAAUCUCCCAGCUCCAGCGAGUUCAGCAGGAUGAAAUCCGCAUCCUGCAAGAGCUGUACGGCAUCCGGGGGGAUCAGGAAGCACGAGUUGAAGAUCCCCCGGAAGUGUCGGAUGCCACUUCGGAUGACGACGGCUCUGGUCGAGACGUCGACGACAAUAGGCAGGAUAGCGAUGAGAAAAGCGAGCAGGAUAACGACGAGAAAGGCGAGCAGGAUAACGACGAGGGAAGCGAGCAACAUAGUGGCAUUGUGUGCACACCUCCAGGGUGGAGAGCCCCCUGGAGAGCCGCCUGGACCGACGAACUCCUCGCACAACGGAUCCACACGCACCAAGUACGUGGUGGAGGUAGUAUUGCGGAGAACGACCUCACGGAUCCCGCGGCCAAGUUUAUCCACGACAACGUACUACGAUCGCUGCGUGACUUUUCAUUCAGAAGAGGGAUCCCUUUUAAAAACGGGGAUGAUGCCUUUUGCGUGAUCGACUUUGACCGCGAGGGCGGAACGACUUUAGAGACUAGUGAUAAUACCCCCGACUCCCGUCAGGCUCUCUUCAGGGGGCGAUCCGCGAGUUCAUCAUAUACGAGGCACAUGUGCGCAACCCAUUCAUCCACGCACUUAGUCUCUUGUUGUUCAAGUUCUUGUGCUUACCGUACAGUCAAGAUCUGUCAAAGCCUUUACCCCAAGUGCUCUAGCAACUAUUUUUCUCACCGGCGCAGGCUACUUCAUAUAUGCUGCACUGAGGAGACACCUUAGUAGACGCGUUGGCGACCGGGUCUACGUCGGGUCUCACAUACUUGAGUUCGGCGAAAACGGCAUCACGGCAGGCUCCAUCACUGUGCCAUACUUUGCGGUGACAACGAAAAGGCCUGCGGAGGACCUAGCGCCUCUAUCCCCGGCCGGACUGUUCGGCGGUGUCCACGGCCCAAAUUCGAAAUAUAUUCGGGAGGAAAGAUUUA